Molecule: messenger RNA, 315 nt
Organism: Ilex paraguariensis (yerba mate)
Lineage: Eukaryota; Viridiplantae; Streptophyta; Magnoliopsida; Aquifoliales; Aquifoliaceae
Source: the annotation of a GenBank genome assembly
AUGGCUCUUGGCCCAGAUAACGUCCUAGGCGUAGGGGAGAUCGGAGCAAUAGGGAAUGCUUGGACGACAUUUUUCUUCCUGGGCAGCAGUAUGAGUGACAGAGAGAGGAAAGAAAGAAGCAGAGACAAAGGGAGGGAACGGGAUGAGAGGGAAAGCAGCAGGAAUAGAGAACGACACGACAGGGAUAAGCGCCGGAGCAGAAGUCGAGAGAGGGAUAACAGAAGAGAUAGAGACCGAGAUAAUGAUUAUGAUCGAGAUAAAGAUUACGGACGGGACCGAGAUCGUGAUCGGGACCGGAGUAGAUAUCGUCACUGA